GGUUCUAGCAGGGUUCUAGUUGACAAUCAACACGCCCCUUUUUGUAAACCGGAAGUAGUUCCUCCUUUGCUCGGAAAGAAAUGAAUUACAAACUAAUGUCUUGCUAGUGCUACCCCGGCUAUUUAUCUUUGAUUCUACUACACUAAAUAGAAGCAUUAUGAGGUCCGUCUGACUAUCGAACAUGUAGAUUUUGUUUGAUGUUAAAUUGGAAGGUGCUAAGCACACAAGCAUACUUAAGUGCUUGUUUAUUGUGGUUUUAUUAAGCAAGUGUAACUUUGCACGGAUUUCGUUCAUUCAAAAUGUCUGCGGAGGAGACGGAUAAAACCACAACGGGUGACGAAGAGGAAGAAUGGCUGUAUGGAGAUGAAAAUGAAAAGCAAGACAAUGAAGAGGAAGAGGCAAAACUGACCGCAGCUGUAAGUGCUCCUGCUCCUGCACCUGCCCCCGUCACGGACGAGACUACUGGAAAUGGGGUGGAAAAACAGAAAGAGGCGAAUGCCGAUGAUGAGGACAGCGACAGUGAAAGUGACGACGAUGAUGACGACGUGCAGGUUACCAUUGGUGACAUCAAGACCGGAGCUCCGCAGUACACGACCUAUGGAGCCACACCAGUUAACCUCAACAUAAAAACUCCAGGAAGCAGAGGCUAUGGGGCAGUCACUGCAAAGCUGAAGGGUGUGGACCUGGAAGCUCCUGGGAGCAUCAAUGGUGUUCCAGUUCUGGAGGUGGAGAUGGAGUCUUUUGAAGAGAAACCCUGGAGAAAACCAGGUGCUGACCUGUCUGACUAUUUUAACUAUGGCUUCAAUGAGGAUACGUUUAAAGCGUAUUGUGACAAACAGAAGAGAAUUCGAAUGGGCUUGGAAAUUAUGUCCUCAAAUACCAGCAAAAUCAUGGUGCAACAGGGACGGACAGGAAAUACUGAAAAGGAAAUAGUGAACAUUACUCCGCACACAACCAAGACAGAUUUCAAUAGCCCAACAAACGUGUACAAAUCUGCAAUUAACACAACCAGGAUAUCCCCUCCCCAAUGGGCACCCCCUGGCAAUCAGGACAUGUCCUACUAUACGAAGACAAGUGGCACCAUUGACGUCAUCGGUGGAGGGACGGCAACCAUCAGUCGGGUUGAGGGACGGCGCCGGCACAACCAGGAAGGCAACAACAUCCAGGUCAUCUCUGCGGAGCACUCGUCUGACUCUGAGCCGACACCAGCGAAGAUGCCCCCCGGCCCCUUCUUCCCACCUGGACCUAUUCCUCCAAACAUUCCACCGCCCCCAUUCAUGCCACCGCCAAACGUGACCGCCGCCCCACUCAUCCCACCCCCAAGAAUGCCCAUCACGGUUCCUCCUCCUGGUUUCCCUCCACCGGGCGGCCCCCCUCCAUCCCUCAUGCCCCCAAUGGAAAACAGUGGGCAUCCAGGAGGUUAUGAUGGCCGGUCAGUUCCACCAUAUACAUUCCCAGGAGGCGGAUAUCCACCUCCCAUGCCUGGGGCAGUUGCGUCCUGGCCCCCCGCCAUGAUGGAUAACUCCAAACCCUGGUAUUUUGACGCUCGUCGUGAGAAGGAGCGGGAAAAGGAAAGGGAACGUGAACGGCCAAGAGAGCGGCCCCAUGAGCGAGAGAGGGAACGGGAGCGAGAACACAGCCCUUCAGCAAUGGGCUACACAAGUGAUGAGGAGCGCUAUCGGUACCGUGAUUACCCUCCUGAGCGCGGCUACGAGCGACAUCGUGAGCGAUCCAGUCGGGAGAAGGAAGAGAGAGGACACAGAGAGAGGAGGCACAGAGACAAAGAGGAAAGGGGACAUAAGUCCUCCCGAAGCAGCAGCAGGAGGCGUCAUGACAGUGAGGAAGGAGACGGCCAUCGCCGGCACAAGCACAAGAAGUCAAAGCGCAGCAAAGAGGGCAAGGAGCCGAGCGAGGAGAGAUCCGGGGACCAGGACAGCCAGGAGCCCAUGGAGUGAACACAACACCUGGGUGUUUCUAUUCUCCACGUCUAAUGCAUGAAAUAAAAUGUUUGGUCCUCCGCCUUCUCUUUCUAUGGAGCACUGUUGUAAUGAGCUUAAAUCAUGCCCAGAGAGAGGUGAAGCCUCAACACCAUCCCUUCCCAUGCUUACUUUGUUGUGAUUCAUCUAUGUCUUUAAACAUGUUUUUGUUUUUAUUUUUUUGAAUAGUUCUACGUAGAUGUCAUGACUUUUGAAUAAAAGACAAGUAAUGUUUUA
Engraulis encrasicolus (European anchovy) is the source of this 2213-nucleotide messenger RNA. RefSeq names its product FIP1 like 1b (S. cerevisiae) (gene fip1l1b). Gene Ontology annotation, cellular component: mRNA cleavage and polyadenylation specificity factor complex. Bases 300 to 1955 code for a protein of 551 amino acids. NCBI's taxonomy places the organism in Eukaryota, Metazoa, Chordata, Actinopteri, Clupeiformes, Engraulidae. The record is from RefSeq and is a predicted model, not a curated record. The transcript is spliced from 17 exons.